CAAAAUUAUGUUUUCACUAAACCCAAUUAAGUUCAAACAUUCUAUUAAGUCCAAAGAAUAAACAUGGGACAACAAUUCGAUGCAGAAAUAUCAUCUUUUCAUGCUCCUUUUUCUCUUUAAAUUUACUAAUUAUAAAACUCACAAAACCAACAAACCCACUCUCUACAACUCAUCUUCUUCAAAGAUUCACCCACUCCCACCGAGGAAAAAAGAAGAAAAAAUAUAUAUAUACGUGCACCAAACAACACAUGAUGCUGAUGCAAUAUACACAACAAAGUAUUAAAUCUUAGAUAUUGUGGGUCUCCCAUCUCUCUUCUCUGUCCUCUAUUCAUUUUCUUAUUCCAUAUUAAAGAAAAAAGAUGGAUACUCUCUUUAGACUAGUCAGUCUCCAACAACAACAACAAUCCGAUAGUAUCAUUACAAAUCAGUCUUCGUUAAGCAGAACCUCUACCACCACUACUGGCUCUCCACAAACUGCUUAUCACUACAACCACAACAACUUCCCAACAAACGACGUCGUCGAAGAAUGCUUCAACUUUUUCAUGGAUGAAGAAGACCUUUCCUCUUCUUCCUCUCAUCACAACCAUCACCACACCAAUCCUACUAGCUACUACUCACCUUUCACUACUCCCACCCAAUACCAUCCCGCCACUUCAUCAACCCCUCCCUCCACCGCCGCCGCAGCCUUGGCGUCGCCGUACUCCUCCUCAGGCCACCACAAUGACCCUUCCGCUUUCUCCAUCCCUCAGACUCCUCCUUCCUUCGACUUCUCAUCCAAUGCCAAGUGGGCUGACUCCAUCCUCCUCGAAGCCGCACGUGCCUUCUCCGACAAAGACACCACACGUGCGCAACAAAUCCUCUGGACGCUCAACGAGCUCUCUUCUCCCUACGGAGACACCGAGCAGAAACUCGCUUAUUACUUCCUCCAAGCUCUCUUCAACCGCAUGACCGGUUCAGGCGAGCGUUGCUACCGAACCAUGGUAACCGCAGCAGCCACAGAGAAGACUUGCUCCUUCGAGUCAACGCGGAAGACGGUCCUCAAGUUCCAAGAAGUUAGCCCGUGGGCUACGUUUGGACACGUGGCGGCAAACGGAGCUAUCUUGGAAGCAGUUGACGGAGAAGCAAAGAUCCACAUCGUUGACAUAAGCUCCACGUUUUGCACUCAAUGGCCGACGCUUCUAGAAGCUUUAGCCACGAGAUCAGACGACACGCCACACCUGAGACUAACCACGGUCGUGGUCGCUAAUAAACACGUCAAUGAUCAAACAGCAACGCAUCGGAUGAUGAAAGAGAUAGGAAGCCGCAUGGAGAAGUUCGCUAGGCUCAUGGGAGUUCCUUUUAAAUUCAACAUUAUUCAUCACGUGGGAGAUUUAUCCGAGUUCGAUCUCAACGAGCUCGAUGUUAAAGCGGACGAGGUCUUGGCCGUCAACUGCGUAUGCGCCAUGCAUGGGAUCACGCCACGUGGAAACCCUAGAGACGCUGUGAUAUCGAACUUUCGAAGGUUGAGGCCUAGGAUCGUGACCAUAGUGGAAGAAGAAGCUGAUCUUGUCGGAGACGAAGAACAAGGGUUUGAUGAUGAGUUCUUGAGAUCUUUUGGAGAAUGUUUACGUUGGUUUAGGGUUUGUUUCGAGUCGUUGGAAGAGAGUUUCCCGAGGACGAGCAACGAGAGGUUGAUGCUCGAGCGUGUGGCGGGACGUGCUAUCGUCGACUUGGUGGCUUGUGAGCAUUCGGAUUCGACGGAGAGGAGGGAGACGGCUAGGAAGUGGUCGAGGAGGAUGAGGAACGGAGGGUUUGGGGCGGUGGGGUAUAGUGAUGAGGUGGCCGAUGACGUCAGAGCAUUGUUGAGGAGGUAUAAAGAAGGUGUUUGGUCGAUGGUGCCGUGCUCUGAUGCCACCGGAAUAUUCCUUUGCUGGAGAGAUCAGCCGGUGGUUUGGGCCAGUGCGUGGCGGCCAACGUAAAAGGGUUGGUCUUUUCUAGUAUUUUCACGCGCGCGUUUGCUGGUCGAGAUGGUUUCACACGUAUGGUUUGAUAAUGGGGUUUUGGGAUGAAGAGUUACUAUAUGAUGAUAAUGAGUUCAUAAUUUGAAAUUUGCUUUUGAAUAGGACUAAUUAAAUCAUAAUAUUGAGGAGGCGAUUGUCAAGGUUCAUAAAUUCGUGAUAUUUUAUUUUGUUUUUAAUAUUUUUUCUUUUAAAUGUUGUGAUUAGUUUGAUUCA
Brassica rapa (field mustard) is the source of this 2213-nucleotide messenger RNA. Its product is annotated as protein SHORT-ROOT. Lineage: Eukaryota; Viridiplantae; Streptophyta; Magnoliopsida; Brassicales; Brassicaceae. The record is from RefSeq and is a predicted model, not a curated record.